Molecule: messenger RNA, 1388 nt
Organism: Syzygium oleosum
Lineage: Eukaryota; Viridiplantae; Streptophyta; Magnoliopsida; Myrtales; Myrtaceae
Product: F-box/kelch-repeat protein At2g44130-like
Exons: 1
Coding region: 99-1151 (350 amino acids)
Biological process (GO): regulation of phenylpropanoid metabolic process; negative regulation of cytokinin-activated signaling pathway
Molecular function (GO): protein binding
Source: RefSeq, a predicted model, not a curated record
ACCCGGUUUCGAACAGACGGACCGAAACGACCCCUCCCUUCCGCUUCGAACUUGAGAGCGCCGUGAAGAGAAGAGAAGAAGAAAAAGGCGAGAAAAAAAUGGAAGGCUUCGAGCUGAGCGACCUGGUUCCGGGCUUGCCCGGCGAGAUCGGGCUCGAGUGCCUGACCCGGUUGCCCCACCCCUCCCACCGGGUCGCCUCCUGGGUCUGCCGGUGCUGGCACCAGCUGCUCGAGAGCCGCGAGUUCUACCACCACCGCCGGCACCUCGGGUACACCCGCAAGGUCGCCUGCCUCGUCCAGGCCCUCCCCCGCCCCGCGCCCCCGCCCGAGGCGACCGCCGCCGGCGGGGGGUCGAAGCCCACCGACUCCCCCGGCUACGCCGUCACCGUGUUCGACCCGGUCGGCCGGGCCUGGGAGCGGCUCGACCCGGUCCCCGGGUACCCGGGCGGGCUCCCUCUGUUCUGCCAGGUCGCCGGCUGCGAGGGCGGGAAGCUGGUCGUCAUGGGGGGCUGGGACCCGGCGAGCUACGACCCGGUGACGGACGUGUUCCUCUACGACUUCGCGUCGCGGCGGUGGAGGCGGUGCGCGCCCAUGCCGUCGAAGCGGUCGUUCUUCGCGGUCGGGUCGCACGGGGGCCGGAUCUACGUGGCCGGUGGCCACGACGAGAACAAGAACGCGCUGAGGACGGCGUGGGCCUACGACGCGUGGGGGGACGAGUGGACGGAGCUGCCCCCGAUGACCCGGGAGCGGGACGAGUGCGAGGGGAUCGUGGUGGGCGGCGAGUUCUGGGUGGUGAGCGGGUACCGCACGGACAGCCAGGGCGAGUUCGAGGGCAGCGCCGAGGCCUUCGCCGGCGGCGAGUGGAGGCUGGCCGAGGGGGUGUGGGAGGCGGGCCGGUGCCCGAGGUCGUCCGCCGGCGGCUUCGGGAGCGACGGCAGGAUAGUGAGCUGGGCCGAUUCGGACUCGAGGGUCCAGGUCGGGCCGAGCGGGGUGGCGGUGGGGGACAUGACCCUGGUGACCGGGUCGGAGUACCAGGGGGCGGCGCAGGGGUUCUACGUGAGGGCGGGGCAGGGCGGCAAAUUCGAGCGGGUCGGCGACGUGCCCGACGGGUUCGGCGGGUUCGUCCAAUCGGGUUGCUGCGUGGAGAUUUGAUCGCGCCGGAGUUUUGACUCUCGCGUCCGCCAGUGGCUCCGGGUUUUGCACGGCGACGAGGGGGCGGUAGAAGAAGGAAAGAGCCAUUUGGGCUCGGAGCGUUUUGAGUCUUUUUGCUUUAGGCUUCCAUCAAGGCUAUAUAGAACGAGAGAUGCUGUCGGUUGUAUUGCUGCUUUUGCUUCGAUUCUGCUUAUGUAAAUAAUUACACACUGAGUUGAGCAAUUUUGUCGGGAAAAA